Molecule: messenger RNA, 1764 nt
Organism: Trypanosoma cruzi
Lineage: Eukaryota; Euglenozoa; Kinetoplastea; Trypanosomatida; Trypanosomatidae
Exons: 1
Coding region: 1-1764 (587 amino acids)
Source: RefSeq, a predicted model, not a curated record
AUGCCACGGCAAAUGAAUGCGAUGGGCCCUUUAAACAUUUACAAGGAGCUGGAGGAGCUUACGAAUUGUGAACCAUUGAGAAAACUGAGUGCUUCGCAGAAAGAUUGGCUUCUUGACAGUACAUCGCACUACAGAAACAACAGUAACACGGCUGCGGUUCCCAAUGUAAACACGCAACUCACAUCGUCGUUUCGAAACGGAGAGGAGGAGGCAAUAAGUGAGGGUCUGUCAAGGGUAGAAUCUGCAUCAACGGCUCGUGGGACUCAACGGCCCGUCAAUACUGGCACUUGCAGCAACAGGAAUGCGGAGGGGGCAGUAGCCAGAUAUGAUAUUGCCGCCAAGACCGACACAGCUACUGCGCACGUCUCCCCACUACGCGAUGAGUCGAUAGGAGGGACACUUAUUACCUUGGAAGUGUCCUCUUCUAGCGCAACCCCAGAGGGUUUGUUGUCAUCGCUCUCACCGAUGCUGCUAUCUGGCUGUGCUAUGUCGUCACCCGUUACCUCUCGCCGAAUACCGGGAAAAAAUCAUACUAGAACUGCAGCCAAACGAGGUGUUAGGCAAUUCAAAACAAGCAAUACAAAAACUUGUUCCAACAAGGGCGUCCGGCCCUGUUCAAAGGGUGCAAUCAUAUCGCUAGUCGGCACCCCGAACUCGAGGCGGUCUUCAUUGGCCCAUGUUAUCCCUUCUGGGUUGAAAAAAGUGUCUGAAAAAACUAGUGUGAAGAUCCAUGACGCUGGCAUCCGUCCCGUGUCCGUCAAUUCCCCUGUGGUAUCAGCGAGCCCUUACUUAGAGAAGGGGAAUCAAGGUGUCACGACAAACUUGCCUUCGCCAGCGAUUCAGAGUCGUGAUUUUUCUGUGGCUACUGUCGCUGCAGCUCAAAAGACGUUGGAGCAGAGAAACGGCUCCUCACAACCAUGGCCUUGCGCGGAUGAGCGCACGAGUUCUUUUGAGGUUUUUGUUUCUUCUGAGAGUGACACGGAAGCCGCACCAAUUUCUUUCCCCCUUGCUCAACAGAGGCAAAAUCCUCCCUUGAUUAAUCAAGGCCAAAGUAGAGUACCGGCUGAGAAUACAGCAUCGCCUUCGGUCUCUGCCUCCACAUCUGUUGUGGCUGUCAUUGGUGUAUACGAGGUGACGGAGAAGAGGGCGGCACAGCCUUUAAGGGAGGAAAAGAAGAAUACUGGCCAAUCAACCUUGUCCCACCGAUUCAAGGGGAAUAUGUCACCUUCCUCAGCCAAUAAAAUUGGCAAUCUAAAAGAGAGGGAGAAGAUGAGGGUUGGAAGUAAAAACAGAGAGAGGAGUGUGCCAUUGGAGGAAUUGAAGCGAGUGGCUAUGGAAGAGGAAGAGAAAAAAAUUCAGCAGGAGAGGAACCAAAAUGAGGCAAAUAAAGUAAACCAUAAGGAACGGGAGGAGGCCAAUAAGGGAAGCGAAGUGCCAGAAUUCAAAACGGAAGUCUCCAAAGUGAAUGUGCGACAGAAAAGUGUGACGGGAUCUCAAGAACGAGAAAAGAUUGCGCAGCGAAACGAGUCAGAAGCACGACAAUCUCAAGUUGCAUUAAUUUCGCCGACAGAAUCAAGAAGAGCGUUGAGCGAGAGACCGGUGGUAUCCAAGCCAGAAGGAGAUAACAAAUCGGGAGGCAUGGACGAGGUUAGAGCCGAUCAUUAUGAUGAGGGGAAACGUGUCUACAGGGAAGAUGCACUGUAUUCCACGCAUGCAACCUAUAUGAAACAGAAAUCGAAGGCAAAGUGCUGCAACGUCAUGUAA